Molecule: messenger RNA, 1350 nt
Organism: Lodderomyces margitis
Lineage: Eukaryota; Fungi; Ascomycota; Pichiomycetes; Serinales; Debaryomycetaceae
Exons: 1
Coding region: 1-1350 (449 amino acids)
Molecular function (GO): protein binding
Source: RefSeq, a predicted model, not a curated record
AUGAAAAAGUACCAACUUAUAGGCCGCAAGCUGAACAAUAGAUUUCCCAAAAGAAAAGAGGCAGUCACUUAUCCAGUAACCCAUUUGCAUUCAUUACCAUUAGAGAUACAACUACGAAUAUUUGGCUCACUUCACAACGACGGACAGUCAUUGCUACCGAUGGCUCGAACUUGCAGCCACUUUUACCAAAUCAUUUGCAAGUACUUUUUAUAUCGGCAAGUUCAAUUCCACACAUCGACAGAAUUUUUCAAAUUUGCCCAUCAGCAUUUAACGGGAGAAGUGAGUAAUAAGAUCAACUACCUCGAGAAUGUCAUGUUCAUUAAUCCUCAAAUUAAAAAAUCGUCGAGUCAGAGCAUCAAUAUAGGCGGGAGCUAUGCCGUAGAGUCAAACAGCCGCACGGUUGACACUUUGAGCUAUACAGGGUUCAUUUCUACUUUAGGAACUUUGUUUUCUCAUGCGUAUGGAUUGAAAUGCAUGCAGUUUACUGAAAUUGCGCCUGAAUUUGCAUUCCCUUUGGAAUAUAAACAAAAGACAUCCACAAGUUUGUUUAAGCGGAAAGCACCAAAACGGAAAAGGAGCCUAGAUCGAUUGGUUCUUAGGCCGCAAUCGGGAUGGUCCAUCCCAUUAAAGGAUAUACACUUGUCUUUAUUUUGUGAAUAUUUUGACACGAUUCGUGAAUUGCACUUGAUUGAUUUCAUUAUUGAUCAACCUAUAAAUGUUGAUAUCAAAGUCCAAAAGGUUACCUUUCAAUCGUGCUCGUAUUCAAUUAAAAAGAUUAAGGCACCAAGUCCAUUAUUCAAAGAUGUCUCGAGUUUGGAAUUACAAGGCCUUACAAGUUCAAUGCAACUAUCUUUGAUUGACUUGGUCAAACUAAAUAACAAACUCAACACUUUGAUUCUUGACUUAAAAUCCACUGUAUUCUACACAAAUGGGGAAUUCAACUUUACAAAAUUCAAUCCCUUUUUCCGUCUCUUAUGUUCUGGAGAAGGAAAUUAUGCCAAUUUGAGAACUCUUGUGUUGAAAAAUUUUGAUUUAUUCAAUUAUCUCAAACAUGAUAAUUUACAUGAAGACAUUGAUUCGUGGAUUGAACCUCCAACUAACAACUUUGAGACGUUUAUGAAGUAUGUCUCCUUUGUGCCUAACUUGAUCAUAUUAUUGAAGAAGACGCCAGUUAGAGUAAAUACUUGCAAGAAAUGUGGAUUCAAAAAGCAGCAACUGGAUAAGUUGGUUGAAACAUUGACUCCUCAAGAGUGGGAAAUAUUCUUGAAACCGUUGGAGUUGCAGGAGAACAAUUUGAAAAUACAACUGCAUGACCUUGUUGAUCUAUAUACUAUUUCAGAAUACAGUUAG